AAGUGUGCCUUUCAGAGCUACAAAUUCCAAAAUAGUAAACCGUAUAGAAAAAAAACCAGUUCAAGGAGUCCGUUAAAAGAUGCUAGGCGGCGGUGACCCUCAAUACAACUUUUCGGAUUCAGUAAACAAUCCGGUGAAAGGCGGCACCCUGAACGCGAGUGUGAACCAACCUUCACAGUUUAUUUCCUCGCCGCACCUUGGAUCCCAAAACUUUCCCAACACCACCCCUCCAUCCGGGCAAGAAACCCAUGUCGCCACGCAGGAAACGCGCAUGUACAAAGGGGUUCACCCCAUUGCCGCGCUCUUUCAUAUUCUUUUCAAAGCCGCCGCAUUUCUCUGCUUCAUCUUUGGCAACUUCUUGACCUCCAGCUAUGUCAUUUCAAGCGUAAUGACAAUCAUCUUCUGCGCGUCGGAUUUUUGGAUCACCAAAAACAUCACCGGCCGCCUACUCGUCGCGUUGCGUUGGUGGAAUGAGGUGCGGGAGGACGGAUCGACGCAUUGGGUGUUUGAAUCCGCCCCAAACGUGGCGGAGCGGGUGAAUUCGUACGAUAAUUGGUUUUUCUGGAUCACCCUUGUGGUGAACUCGGGGCUGUGGCUGGUGUUGUGUGUGCUGAAUUUGAUGUCGCUCUCCUCGCUCCCCGUGGCGUUGAUGGGGUUCGUGCUUUCCGGUGCGAACUUGCUGGGGUAUUUGAAAUGUCGUCGCGAUGCGAAGGGUCGGGUAACGGAUUUUAUUAUUUCCCAAGCCGUAGGCCGGUAG
This is a messenger RNA of Phytomonas sp. EM1, 757 nucleotides long. The record is from the annotation of a GenBank genome assembly. Lineage: Eukaryota; Euglenozoa; Kinetoplastea; Trypanosomatida; Trypanosomatidae.